This is a messenger RNA of Eutrema salsugineum, 1843 nucleotides long. RefSeq names its product protein CPR-5. The record is from RefSeq and is a predicted model, not a curated record. The transcript is spliced from 4 exons. Gene Ontology annotation, biological process: defense response; trichome morphogenesis; leaf senescence. Bases 64 to 1776 code for a protein of 570 amino acids. NCBI's taxonomy places the organism in Eukaryota, Viridiplantae, Streptophyta, Magnoliopsida, Brassicales, Brassicaceae.
AUCUCUCAAGUUAAAUACUUUCUCCAAGUUCUAAAUUGACCCCGUAUGUUCUGUCUUUAGGCUAUGGACGCCCUUCUCCUCCCUCCUUCGCCGGAACCCGAAAAUCCAAUCCCCGAUCCGGCGAAUAAAAGGGCAAAUUAUCAAUCGGAUCACCUCCGCGGAGAACACAAUGACGAGACGAUGAAGAAGAAGAUGAAAUCAUCGACUAUAGAAAAGAGAAAGCUCAAGGGAAAGAUGAAAGAGAUUAUGAACAACGACGAAGCUUCUUCCUCUUGUUCUUCGUCUUCUACCUCUAACCUCAAUUCAACUAGAAGGGUUUCGCGCGUGGUUCAUAGAUUGCGGAAUCCUGCGGUUCGGUUAGGUAUGGCUCGACGAAGCGUUGGGGAACGACAAGCCGAAGCCUUGGCGCUUCCUCUGGGCAUGUCAUUUGCUGCUUUUGCCAAUCUGGUUCUUGAGAGAAAGAGUGCCGCAGGUCAGAAUGUAUAUGUUGACGAUCUUGCAAUGAUUUCUGCUUCCGCUGUCAAAGAAUCUCUAGCCAAUGUGUAUGGUAAUAAGCUGGGUUCCUUUGCGUCAAACUUUGAGAAAUCAUUUAACAGUACUCUAAGGAUCCUAAAAUUGAUCAAUGAAUCUGCAUAUCCGCAUCAGUUAGACAAGAAUAAUGUUGAGAGUUAUAACUUAGACCGUUGUACAAUAGACGGAUGCUCGGACAGCGAGCUAUCUGCAAAGGAGACUUUAUCUGCUAUGUCUGCUGAUGAAGCGAUUCAAGGCAGUGCAAGAACAAUCUCUUCGAUGAAUGAGAUUGUCCUGCACGGAGAGACUCGGCAACUCUCUGGUGUCUCGAGAAGCUCAGCGAUGCCAUUGGCCACAAUCGAAAGGUGGUCUUUAGAAGAGCAAGCACGAGGACACGACCUAAAGAGCAUGGAGAUGGACCUAAAGAAAAUGGAGAUUGGUCUUAGAAUGAGGAAAGUAAAGCUGAAAGAGACGGAGCUAGCACUGAGAUACGAAUCAAACAAUCUAGGGAAAUCGAAACUAGAGAUGGGUGUCUCGAAAGCUGCAUUUAGAGCCGAGAAAUUCAAAACCGAGUUAGAAGAUACAAGAAAAGCAGAGAUGGUGACAAGAAUCAUGGACUGGCUCGGUCUGAGUGUCUUCAUCAUGUUGUCUUCUAUGUUAUACGGCACUUGGGUCUUCUCACAGCAGAGAAUCAUGGAAGCAACCUCAUUAUGCAACCCAUCCGAAGAGAAAAGCUCUUCUUGGUGGGUUCCGAAACAAGUUUCAUCGUUUAACACAGAUCUGAACAUCUUCAUUUGCCGGGCUCGAGUUUGGGUUCAGAUAUUUUUCGGCGCCGUGAUGAUCUUCGUCUUCACAUACUUCAUAAUCCAACGGUCGUCAGGUGCAAAGCAGACAAUGCCGGUAACUUUCAUCGUUCUUUUCCUUGGGAUUGUUUGCGGUUUACCUGGUAAGUUGUGCGUGGACACAUUGGGGGGCAACGGUAAACUAUGGCUGUUUCUUUGGGAAAUGUUUUGCCUUUUGCAGUUCGUUGCAAAUGUCUUCACUUUGGCUUUGUAUCGUUUUAUUUAUGGUCCAAUGACUCUGACUCAAGGGACCAAUACGGGCCGUUGUAACACUAAGUUUCCGUAUUGGGCAAGACGUGUCGUAUUGGUGGUGAUUCUGUUGCUACUUCCAGUGAUCAACGGUCUUUUACCAUUUGCGACAGUUGGUGAGUGGAGAGACCAUUUCAUGUAUAAGUAUCUUGGUGUGUCAGCCUCUGAUGUUUGAGUCGAUUCCCUUUUUGUAAUAUUAUUGUAACGAUUUGGAUUUUUGAUAUAUAAAAACAUUUCAUCAU